AUGGCCACCAUCUUAGCCAACUAUAAGAUUCCACAGGGUGACAAAACAUUCUUCCCUUCCUUGCAUGAGAUGGUUCCCAAGGAAACCUUUCAGUACACAGGAGUUGUCCGGUUACUUCACCACUUUCAUUGGACAUGGAUUGGCCUCAUUGCGGUGGAUGAUGACAACGAGGACAAGUUUCUGGAGUCAAUGAUAAAACCUUCUUGGGCAAAAGGUGAUGGCUUUAUCCAGGAGUUCUGGGAGCAGGCAUUUGACUGUUCCUUAAAAAUUUCUGAUGAGCAUGAGGAGAUCAAAAAAACAUGCACUGGAGAGGAAAAGCUGGAGAGCCUGUCCAGGACUUUGUUUGAAGUGAGCAUGACUGGCCAGAGCUACAAUGUCUACAAUGCCGUCCAUGUUGUGGCACGUGCUUUGCAUGCCAUUUACAGAUUAAGAGCCAAAUCCAGAACUCAGGUAGAAGGAGAGAAGCUGGAGUUCAGGAAUGUGCAGGCGUGGCAGAUCCACAGCUUUAUAAAGGGCAUCCAGUUCAAUAAUAGUGCUGGAGACACUGUCCAUUUUAAUGAAAAUGGAGAGUUUAUGGCGGGAUUUGAUGUUACCAACUGGGUAACUUUCUCAAACAACUCCUUUGCUAGAGUAAAGGUGGGAAGAUUUGAUCCCCAGGCUCCUCCAGCCAAAGGGUUAACUCUUUAUGAUGAUCAAAUUGUGUGGCACACAAACUUUAACCAGGUGGUGCCCCUUUCUGUGUGCAAUGACCAGUGCCAUCCUGGCUACAGCAAGAAGAAAAAGGAAGGAAAGAAAUUUUGCUGUUACGAUUGUGCUCCUUGUCCAGAAGGGAUGAUUUCACACCAGAAAGACAUGGAUUCCUGUGACCUGUGUCUAGAAGACAGUUACCCCAACAACGAUCAAAAUGAAUGCAUUCCAAAGCUAAUCAGCUACCUCUCUUACAAUGAACCAUUAGGAAUCACCCUAGCCAUCCUGGCUGUUUCUUUCUCUCUGAUCACAGCUUCGGUGCUUGGAAUCUUUAUAAAGUACCGCGACACCCCCAUAGUCAAAGCCAACAACCAGAACCUCUCCUACAUUCUCCUCCUCUGUCUCCUUCUUUGCUUCCUUUGCUCCUUGAUCUUCAUUGGGCAGCCUAGAAAAGUGACCUGCCUUCUCCGACAAACAGCUUUUGGCAUCAUCUUUGCUGUGGCCCUUUCCAGUGUGUUGGCCAAAACCAUCACUGUGGUUCUGGCAUUCAGGGCAACCAAACCGGGAUCAAGGGUGAGGAAAUGGAUAGGGAAAAGAGUGGCAAAUUUUAUUGUUCUUUUAUGCUCCUUUAUUCAAACAAUUAUCUGUAUCUUUUGGUUAAGUACAUGUCCUCCAUUUCCCGACAUGGACACACACACCCUGAAUGCAAAAGUCAUACUGGAAUGUAAUGAGGGCUCUGCUUUCAUGUUUUACUGUGUCCUGGGCUAUUUGGGUUUCCUGGCCACUGUCAGCUUCAUGGUGGCUUUCCCAGCCAGGAAGUUGCCUGACAGUUUCAAUGAAGCCAAGUUUCUCACCUUCAGCAUGUUGGUCUUUUGCAGUGUAUGGCUGUGCUUUGUCCCUACCUACCUAAGCACCAAGGGAAAGUACAUGGUAGCUGUGGAGAUCUUCUCCAUCUUGGCCUCCAGCGCUGGUUUACUGGGUUGCAUUUUUUUCCCAAAGUGCUACAUCAUUGUCCUGAGACCAACGAUGAACAACAGGGAGCAGAUAAUGAGAAAGAACUGA
Molecule: messenger RNA, 1749 nt
Organism: Eublepharis macularius
Lineage: Eukaryota; Metazoa; Chordata; Lepidosauria; Squamata; Eublepharidae
Product: vomeronasal type-2 receptor 26-like
Exons: 6
Coding region: 1-1749 (582 amino acids)
Biological process (GO): G protein-coupled receptor signaling pathway
Cellular component (GO): membrane
Molecular function (GO): G protein-coupled receptor activity
Source: RefSeq, a predicted model, not a curated record